GGCAGGGCUAGGCGUCGGUCACGUAGCUCAGGUUACGGGGCUACGGUCGCCGCGUGUGUCGCUCCAUCAGUCUGGUCAACCCCGCUGUCUUUCCGUCAUCAUGCCGAUGUUCGUUGUGAACACCAACGUGCCCCGCGCCUCCGUGCCGGAGGGGUUCCUCUCCGAGCUCACCCAGCAGCUGGCGCAGGCCACUGGCAAGCCAGCCCAGUACAUCGCAGUGCACGUGGUCCCGGAACAGCUCAUGGCCUUCGGCGGCUCCAGCGAGCCGUGCGCGCUUUGCAGUCUGCACAGCAUCGGCAAGAUCAGCGGCUCGCAGAACCGCGCUUACAGCAAGCUGCUGUGCGGUCUGUUGGCCGAACGCCUGCGCGUCAGCCCCGACAGGAUUUACAUCAACUAUUACGACAUGAACCCGGCCAACGUGGGCUGGAACAGCUCCACCUUCAACUGAGCGCCGCGUUGGCCAGCCGCGGUCUGCAGUGGCGGUGCCCUCCCCAGCCCCGGUCAGCCCACCUCCCCGUGGGAAGAAAUAAACG
This is a messenger RNA of Trichechus manatus latirostris (Florida manatee), 533 nucleotides long. It is a transcript of the gene MIF, whose product is annotated as macrophage migration inhibitory factor. The record is from RefSeq and is a predicted model, not a curated record. NCBI's taxonomy places the organism in Eukaryota, Metazoa, Chordata, Mammalia, Sirenia, Trichechidae. The coding region runs from base 101 to 448 and encodes 115 amino acids. The transcript has 3 exons. Gene Ontology annotation, molecular function: phenylpyruvate tautomerase activity; cytokine activity.